AGUAACUCCGUAUACACUUUAUUUUGGACGAAGUUGAGGGGUCGACGGCAGCGCCACCGCAAGUCUUCUCCCGUCCCAAGGCGGCGGUCAAGCUCCCUCUCACUCACAGUGCGGACUCUUUUACCAGUGUUGAUUUCACGGUAGCGCCUAAGCUCCGCUUCACAGUCGCCAGGUGCGCCGCCGUGGAGUUCAAGGGGAUGUACUAUGGAAGCAAUCACGUCACACACUCUAUCCGUUUUAAAGAAUGAAAUCUUUAAAGGGUCUUUUUUAUUUGCGAAAGAAUCUUUCUCUACCAUGAAGUGGACUAUUAGACAUCACCCUACUUUGCAAUCUUUAAAGCAUGGUGAAAGGAUGUGGCCUUGUCUUAAAACUAGGCCAUGGGGCAGAGGACGUGAUACAGGUGUAGUAUUUGUUCUGGGCACAGGCAGAGUGCCGAGUGUUGGUGGUCAAGAUAGCUCCAAUGUUGAUGACAGCAGUGGUGGUGGUCUAGGUGGUGGAACGCGUUUGGGAAGGAUAGUUGGUUCAGGGGGGAGAAAGCUUCUGGAGAAACUCAAUUCGACCCGGAAAAAUUUCCCGGUGAAGGUAUUUCUGAUUCUCCUAGGAUUCUACACGGCAAAUGCGUUGUCUACAAUCCUAGGACAAACUGGGGAUUGGGAUGUAUUGGUAGCCGGCAUAGUUGUUGCAGGGAUAGAGGGAAUUGGCAUGCUAAUGUACCGGAAACCGCCUUCUCUUCCUACCAGGAGGCUUCAAUCUCUGGUAGGGAUGGUGAACUACUGGAAAGCUGGUGUUUGCUUGGGCCUUUUUGUAGAUGCUUUUAAAUUAGGAAGCUGAUUGAUUCCUUUGAUCUUCAUUUUUGUUUUUUGUAAAGGAGAGAUUUGAUAAUUGCUUUUUAUCAUUACUAGCCCUUCCAUUUAUAUUUAUGGCGGUAUGGAAUAACUUUAGAGAUUAGUA
This is a messenger RNA of Cuscuta campestris, 951 nucleotides long. The record is from the annotation of a GenBank genome assembly. Lineage: Eukaryota; Viridiplantae; Streptophyta; Magnoliopsida; Solanales; Convolvulaceae.